UAUUUACCACUUGAAAGUAGCUCACUUUAAACAAGAAGCUGAAGCAGCCAUCAUGAGCGCUAAGCUUGUGACAGAUAAACUUGCCGCAGAAGCAACCGCAAGGACGGAAGCACAGAGACAACUGGAAGCUGUUUUGAAACAAAACAAGGAACUCAUUUCUACUGUGCAACAACUCGUCGCACAAGUUCACGCUCUCCAUUCACAACGACACACUCUUUCUACGUCACAUGGUUUACGACUCAGUUCCAGUACCUCAUCGUCCAUGUCAUCGACUCCUACUUUGACACCGAAGCACUUGCCUUCAGGAUCAUCAAGAAAGAAUCCCGGUGAAUCUCCAGUGUUGCCUUUCAUUCCUCCACCUCCCAUCACACCAAGUCCAAACCAUUCCCGCCAGAAUAGCAUCGACAGUUGGUCUUCGUCUCUUUCUGGUGCCAAACUAGGAACAACUUUAGACACUUCUGAGAUUGAACUCUCUGAAUCAAAGCGUAACCCCCAACCUCAAGAAUUCCUACGUUUUGUAUUUGACAAUUCCAAUUCUUCAGACGUUUUUAUGGGGACUGAAGAAAGUAGCAGUUCAACAGUUACCGCUGACACGGCAACUGAAUCUGCGGGCUCAACAACGACUAAUGAAAAUGAAAAUAGCGGCUCAGCUAGACUUGAGCCAAAUAGUAUUUGAUAUAAAAUUCACAGAGAAGUAUUUUUUAUUAGAGAUUUUAUGAUAUUCUUGUCACGCUCCUUGUUGAAUAUAAGACUUUUUAUAUCCAAUAUCAUUCUCAUGGCCUUCUCUAUAAUUGCUAUUACAAAGAAUAGCGUAUGUUUUGAACUACGCCAUUUUGAAAAAGAGCCAGUGCCAGUAGAGAGACACUGGUAACGAAGUUGUUUUAUAUCGGUGCGGACAACAAAAGCGCUUGCUCAAGCAUUUGUGAGAAUCCGCUGAAAAUUAAGUAACAGCUUUCGUUUUCACAAGAUACACUACAAGAUUUCUUGUGUACAAAUAGAUUUAGAUAUAUAAAAAAUUGGUAUUAAUAGAUGUUCAGUUAUGGACGUUAUCGGCUCGAAAAGGAUUACUGGGUAAUUUUAACUUCGUCCAUAUUAACUUUAGACUCAGCUUUAGACUCAAUACUCAAUUUUACCAUCCCAACCGCCAUCUUGAAAAGUAGCCAAGAUAGCGCAGGUGACUUAAGAAUAGAGUAUUUCAGCUGAACCAAAUUGAUUAUUAGACAAAUGUGAAAAUAUUUAGAUUAAUUGCUCAUGGCAUUGAAACGCUUUGAGAAUUUUAACAAAAUUUUUUUUGUUGAAAAUAAAGUCAAUUAUAUUUUGUUAUUAUUUGAUAAGGUUAAAUGCUUAUUUUGAAUCGUAUUAUUUGGUUUUAUCUUUAUGUAAGCCGAAGUUGUGAACUUUAAUUCCAGGAAAAUUGUUAUAAUUCAUGUUGUACUAUUACAUAGUCGGUAAAAUCACGCUGAAAAGCGUGAACAUUAUUAUUUGAAGCCAAAGGAAACAGUGAAUGUGUACACUCGACUUCUGUAAUUUUCAUUUUGUUUCACGCCUUGUGUGAAAACGUAUAAUUACAAGUAGGAGAAAGAAAGAAAACUUCAAAUGUAUAAUUAUAGAAAACAAUAAAAAUUUGUGAAAAAAACUCAUUAAUGAUUUAUGAGCUAGUAGGCCAUUCGACGUGCGUCGCUUUAAAGAUAUUCCCAGAACAUAUUGUGUUUAAAGUGGUAUAAAGGUUAUUCACAUGACCAAAUUGGGAUACCUCGAAUGGCCUACUAGCUCAUAAAUCAUUAAUGAGUUUUUUAAGAAGAAUGCUGCACGAUUUAUGUCCAAAUUUUCCGUCUUCCCAUGAUGCAUUUCGAUCGUGCAUAGAAGUUUGUURUACCUGGUCUUCAAAAGAGGGCUGUUUAAAAAUCUGCAGUGCAUUUGACAAAAUAAAAACAUCGAAAUGAGGACGUUCUAUCAAAGGGGUUUGCAAACCAAGUGGACUUUUUGCUAGGAGAACAUAUUUUGACGCUACAAAUUGAGAUGAAAAUCAGUGUACUCUGCCGUCCUUCAAACUCAGAUUUUGGCAUUCAUUUCAAAGCAGAGUCAUGUUUUGUGUCUUUUGUUUCCUCGUUGCGAAAUUCUUUUAACUGUAAGAUCUACAGUAUCUACUAGUAAGUUCGUACGARCAAUUUCAGGGCUCUAGCUUACUAUUUCGGCAACUUAUAGACUUUUGACGCAUAGGUCGAAUUCGACCUAAAUUUCAAGGGGCAGACGGGAAAGA
Exaiptasia diaphana is the source of this 2260-nucleotide messenger RNA. RefSeq lists its product as uncharacterized. Lineage: Eukaryota; Metazoa; Cnidaria; Anthozoa; Actiniaria; Aiptasiidae. The transcript is spliced from 4 exons. The record is from RefSeq and is a predicted model, not a curated record. Bases 53 to 676 code for a protein of 207 amino acids.